GUACAAACCGGUUGCAGUGUGUUUUUUCCCUGUUAUUAUUCUUGCGCUGCAUUAUAAGGAGCAGUUCAUUUUUUGACGGGUUUUUUUCCAAGCGCGGACCAAUAUUAUUUUCUUUAUCCGUGUAUUCGAUAAUGGAAGUGAGGAUGAUGUUACGUAUCGGUAUCGUGGUGUUAGCAGGAUGUUUGACCGUGAUCUCUGCACUUCCGACGGAUGUGAUUAGCAAGCCGAUUAUCGGCGGCGGCUGCUCCGGACCACCGCUGCAGUGUUUCCGCUGCGUUACCCUGGCCGAGUACACCGGUCCCUGCGGCUGUCCGCUGUGCAGUAAUCCCUGUCAAGGCAUUCUCUGUCCGGCCUGCGUGCCCGCCACCAGCGCCCAAGCGGGCCAAGCCCAAGAUGUGGCGGCCGCGUCGCCCGCCAUUGUCAGCUGUUGUCCGAAAUGCGGAUGACCUUCCACCGCCAUCGGCGUUCGACUCGACACUGCAUCGGUGUUUAGCGGACAAAUCGACUCGCCAUAAUAUUUUCUGACUAUUUUAUUACCAAUAAAAUCGAAGAAUUAUUUUAACCGAAUAUUAUAAUCUGUAAAUAAUAUAAACGAAUACAUAUAUAAACGAUCCACCGGUUCCAUGCAGAAUUCACGUUUUGUUGUAUAUCACUGUAACCCGACAGUGUACAAAGUGGAGAAAUAAAAAGAUCCCUGUUCUGUGCA
Messenger RNA from Paramacrobiotus metropolitanus, 706 nucleotides. RefSeq lists its product as uncharacterized. NCBI's taxonomy places the organism in Eukaryota, Metazoa, Tardigrada, Eutardigrada, Parachela, Macrobiotidae. The coding region runs from base 132 to 446 and encodes 104 amino acids. The transcript is spliced from 4 exons. The record is from RefSeq and is a predicted model, not a curated record.